Schistocerca serialis cubense is the source of this 1059-nucleotide messenger RNA. RefSeq lists its product as uncharacterized. NCBI's taxonomy places the organism in Eukaryota, Metazoa, Arthropoda, Insecta, Orthoptera, Acrididae. The record is from RefSeq and is a predicted model, not a curated record. The coding region runs from base 112 to 912 and encodes 266 amino acids. The transcript is spliced from 10 exons.
GUGUUCCAAUCAUUGUGAGUUGUUCAGAGUGGUUUGUUUUGUAUACAAACAGUAGGGCCGAGUUGUCAGUUCUAAGUAUUCGUUAUUGCAAAGAAGACUGCGAAUCCACUCAUGAGAAAAAUGUUCGAGACGGUCGAAUGUAACUUGCAGACUCCUGAAGAUGACAAGGGUUCUGACACGAUCUCUGACCCACAGAUGUUUGAGGCAGUCGAGUGUAAGGUGGAGCCACAUGAAGAGAACACGGGAUUUGACACAGUUCCUGACCCACAGAUGUUCGAGGCAGUUCAGUGUAAGGCAGAGCCACAUGAAGACAACACAGAAUCUGACACAGUUCCUGAGCCAGAGUUUUUUGAAGGAGUCGAGUGUAAAGUGGAGCCUCUUGAAGACGACACAAGAUCUGACUCACCUUCUGAACCGCAGGACUUUGUAUUUGUGACGGUGAAAACGGAACCUUCUCAGGUGAGCACAGCAGAUACCAGCCUGGAUGUGUUUGAGGUGCAGCAUAACAUGAAAUUUCUCUUCCUUUGCUUGUCAUAUUAUUUUCUACAUGUAUCUGCAUCAGCAACCAAAGGAGCUGACAGCACAAAAACAGGUGGCGGAGCAGCUUCACACCCGUCACCGGCUCUACCGUCAGUUACCGGUCGAAAACAAAAAUCGAUUAUCCACAGCCAGGCCAGAAAAAUAAUAUUAAAUGUGGCAUACUGUUGUGACCUGGAGAAACAGAAGAAGCAGCUGAUCUUCCCACUGAACGAGCCGCUGAAGCGAGCCGCCGUCUACACCGGGAGGACUGUGGAGAGCCUGCUGGAGUUGCGGGAGUCUCCUGCGGCGGACGCUGGCGGCAGCUCUCCGAUGCCCAUUCCCAACAAGAAGAGGGUGUUCGCGACACCUUCGAGCGGCGUCACCGAGGCAUAAAUAUCGCUGUCCGCGCUGCACCUUGCCCCUGCUGUGUUACGCCACUGCAUAGGCACCGGACAUCACAGAUUGGGGUUGAUACAGCACACUACACUAAUGGUGGCCUUGCCUCACUGGGUGAAGAAUUGUAGGCUGUGAUUGGCACCA